This is a messenger RNA of Cydia pomonella (codling moth), 2129 nucleotides long. It is a transcript of the gene tws, whose product is annotated as protein phosphatase PP2A 55 kDa regulatory subunit. NCBI's taxonomy places the organism in Eukaryota, Metazoa, Arthropoda, Insecta, Lepidoptera, Tortricidae. Gene Ontology annotation, cellular component: protein phosphatase type 2A complex; cytosol. Gene Ontology annotation, biological process: peptidyl-serine dephosphorylation. The coding region runs from base 326 to 1804 and encodes 492 amino acids. The transcript is spliced from 12 exons. Gene Ontology annotation, molecular function: protein binding; protein phosphatase regulator activity. The record is from RefSeq and is a predicted model, not a curated record.
AGAGACGUUUUUCAUGCCGAUAACACGCGUUCGCGGUUUGCCGGCUUUUAUCGUAAUAAAUAUUGACUUAUUGUGACUAAUGUGUUAAACUAUAAACUUAAAAAAAUCUAUACGUGCACUUAUUGAACGGUUGAGUGAAGUGAUCUGAAAAUUUGGUCUUAGAACAUAAUUAUUUGACUAUUUUGUCCCGUUAGUUUUAUUUUGAUUGCUGUUUUUGUGACGUUUUUUUAGACUGUAUUUACAGUUUUUGCAGGAUUCAUAGAAACAUCAGACCUUCAUCAGAACGUUUAACCUGCAAGAGCAACAGACUAUCUGUGAUGGUGAAAUGGCGACCACCACGAUGGUAGUAUCGCCGCUGGCCACGCAGUCGUCGCCGAAAAACAAGCGGCGCCUGUUCGCCGAAGCGCGGCAGAACAGUCUGCACAAGCUGAGCGUCAUAUUCGACCACUCGCAUAAGAACGGCAAUGGUGGGGAGACGACAUGGUGUUUCAGCCAGGUGAAAGGCACGCUCGAGGACGACGUCACAGAGGCCGACCUUAUCUCCUGCGUGGAGUUCAACCACGAUGGCGAACUGCUCGCCACUGGCGACAAGGGAGGCCGUGUUGUCAUAUUCCAGAGGGACCCAGCAUCAAAACAGUGCGUGCCCAAGAAGGGCGAGUACAACGUGUACUCAACAUUCCAGUCCCACGAGCCAGAGUUCGACUACCUCAAGUCGCUGGAGAUCGAGGAGAAGAUCAACAAGAUCCGGUGGCUCAAGCGCAAGAACCAGGCUCAUUUUCUGCUAUCCACUAACGACAAGACUAUUAAACUAUGGAAGGUAUCGGAGCGCGACAAGCGCGUGACGGGCUACAACACGCGAGAGGAGAGCGGGCGCGCGCGGGACCCGUCCCGCAUCACGCAGCUCCGCGUGCCCACGUGGCGCCCCGCCGAACCCAUGGUCGAGGCGUCCUCCCGGCGGAUAUUCGCGAACGCGCACACCUACCACAUAAACUCGAUCUCGCUCAACUCUGACCAGGAGACGUACCUGUCCGCGGACGACCUGCGCAUCAACCUGUGGCACCUGGAGAUCACGGACCAGAGCUUCAACAUAGUGGACAUCAAGCCUGCCAAUAUGGAGGAGCUUACAGAGGUGAUCACAGCGGCAGAGUUUCAUCCGACUGAAUGCAAUCUCUUUGUAUAUUCUAGUAGUAAGGGUACAAUAAGGCUGUGUGACAUGCGAGCUGCGGCGCUGUGCGACCGCCACGCCAAGCUCUUCGAGGAGCCGGAGGACCCACAUGCGCGUUCCUUCUUCUCAGAGAUCAUCUCCUCUAUCUCCGAUGUCAAGCUCAGUAACUCGGGACGAUAUAUGAUGUCAAGAGAUUAUUUAGGUUUAAAAGUAUGGGAUCUUAGAAUGGAAACAAAACCAGUAGAAACAUAUCCAGUGCACGAGUAUCUGCGGUCGAAGCUGUGCUCGCUGUACGAGAACGACUGCAUCUUCGACAAGUUCGAGUGCUGCUGGAGCGGAGACGACCAGCGGCUCAUGACCGGCUCAUACAACGGUUUCUUUAGAGUGUUCGAGCGCUUGUGCGCCGGCGGGCGGCGCGGCGAGCUGACGCUGGAGGCGGCGCGCGACGCGGCGGCGCGGCCCCGCCAGCCGCUGCGCCCGCGCCGCGUCGCCACCACCGCCAAGAGGAAGAAGGACGAAAUCAGCGUCGACUGCCUGGACUUCAACAAAAAGAUCCUCCACACGGCGUGGCACCCGCACGAGAGCAUCAUCGCCGUCGCCGCCACCAACAACCUCUUCAUCUUCCAGGACAAGUUCUAGCCUUCGCCGAGCCUCCCGGAACCUUCCAGGCACAUCUGAGGACCUUAUCGUGGGGUAAUACGGCUCAAAAUGCAAGGGCCUUCGAGGUAAAUUCAACUGAGCCUUUAAAUGGGCGAGAUACCAGAAAAAGCCUUGAGUUUUGAGCUUUAUCACAAAGGUUUGGAGUUCAAAAUGAGGAAGAUACAGUGCUUAAGAGCCUUGAAACUCUGAAUUCUCAGGAAAGGCCUUAGUUUGAGCCUUAUCACAAAUAGGAUUCUAAGUAUAGUUGGUAGAGGCCCGGUAUUUUACGCCUGUCGUGCGAGUUGAUAUGCCCUGGAGGCAAAAG